This is a messenger RNA of Panicum virgatum (switchgrass), 1613 nucleotides long. Its product is annotated as 26S proteasome non-ATPase regulatory subunit 4 homolog. Bases 151 to 1368 code for a protein of 405 amino acids. The record is from RefSeq and is a predicted model, not a curated record. The transcript is spliced from 11 exons. Lineage: Eukaryota; Viridiplantae; Streptophyta; Magnoliopsida; Poales; Poaceae. Gene Ontology annotation, cellular component: nucleus; cytosol; proteasome regulatory particle, base subcomplex. Gene Ontology annotation, molecular function: polyubiquitin modification-dependent protein binding. Gene Ontology annotation, biological process: proteasome-mediated ubiquitin-dependent protein catabolic process.
CUUGGGUUCGGAGUCGGGCCCGUCUCCACCCGUACCCUCGGGCUCCAAAUAAGGACGCAGGCACCCGACCCUUCUCGUUUCUAUCUUGCUCCGCAAACCAGACCAAACCUUCCCGUCAGUGCGGCGGCGACACCCCCCAGCGGCGACGCCAUGGUGCUAGAGGCGACUAUGAUCUGCAUAGACAACUCGGAGUGGAUGCGGAACGGCGACUACGCGCCGUCGCGGUUCCAGGCGCAGGCUGAUGCGGUCAACCUCAUCUGCGGCGCCAAGACUCAGUCGAACCCGGAGAACACGGUAGGCGUCAUGACGAUGGCCGGCAAGGGCGUCCGCGUGCUUGUCACUCCCACCAGUGACCUCGGGAAGAUCCUCGCCUGUAUGCACGGAUUGGAAGUUGGUGCUGAGGCAAACUUGGCUGCGGCCAUCCAGGUUGCUCAGCUGGCACUAAAGCAUCGCCAGAACAAGAGGCAGCAGCAGAGGAUCAUAGCUUUUAUUGGAAGUCCUGUGAAAUAUGACAAGAAAGUUUUGGAGACAAUUGGAAAGAAGCUGAAAAAGAACAAUGUUGCUCUUGACAUUGUUGACUUUGGUGAAUCUGAUGAUGAAAAGCCUGAGAAACUGGAAGCGUUGAUUGCUGCUGUCAACAGCAGUGAUAGCAGUCACAUUGUUCAUGUUCCUCCUGGUGACAAUGCCCUCUCUGAUGUCCUUUUAAGCACUCCUAUAUUUACGGGGGAAGAAGGUGGAAGCGGUUUUGCUGCUUCAGCAGCAGCUGCUGCAGCUACUGGAGCAUCUGGAUUUGAUUUUGGUGUGGACCCCAAUGUAGAUCCAGAAUUGGCACUUGCCCUGCGGUUAUCUAUGGAAGAGGAGCGAGCAAGGCAAGAGGCUAUUGCGAAAAAGGCUGCUGAGGAUACUUCAAAUACUGAAAACAAGGACCAUGCCUCAAGCUCAAACAGCGAUUCUGUUAUGGCUGAAGCAGAACCUGCCUCAAAUGCUGCUGAUGAUGACAAAAAAGAGCAGCCAAAGGAUGAUGAUGAUCUACUACAACAGGCACUUGCUAUGUCAAUGGAGGGUGAUGCUUCAGGAUCUGCAGCUGUGGCUGAUGCUGCUAUGGCAGAAGCUGGUGCAGUUGACCCCGAUUUGGCACUGGCUCUUCAAAUGUCUGUCCAGGAUGCUAACAUGUCCAGUGACACUGAUAUGAGUAAGGUGUUUGAAGACAGAUCAUUUGUUACAUCUAUCCUUAACUCGCUUCCUGGUGUUGAUCCCAACGAUCCAUCUGUUAAAGAUUUGCUGGCAUCAUUGCACGGUCAGGGAGAGCAGGAGAAGAAGGAAGAAGAUAAGGAUAAGUCAGACAAACCAGAAGAUGGGAAGAACUAAUGUAGCCAUGCUCUUGCUUCCAUGCGCACAAAGCAAUUGAAGAUUUGUCGGCAUUAGAUGCGUUUGCCCUGUUGGUCAUCGAGUUUCCUUAUCCUCUUGAACUGUGCUUUGACCAUAACUUAAUGCCGAGGGAAUUUGUAUUAUGACUUGCUACAGACUUCUUCCGUAUAUGUUUAAAUGAUUCCGUAUUUCAAGCUCGGUUUGCUGUGUUUAUUCCUAAAUGCUAAACUGGCAAUUCAACCGCA